Phyllostomus hastatus (greater spear-nosed bat) is the source of this 1005-nucleotide messenger RNA. It is a transcript of the gene ZDHHC19, whose product is annotated as zinc finger DHHC-type palmitoyltransferase 19. The transcript has 8 exons. Gene Ontology annotation, molecular function: protein-cysteine S-palmitoyltransferase activity. Lineage: Eukaryota; Metazoa; Chordata; Mammalia; Chiroptera; Phyllostomidae. Gene Ontology annotation, cellular component: Golgi apparatus; endoplasmic reticulum. Gene Ontology annotation, biological process: peptidyl-L-cysteine S-palmitoylation; protein targeting to membrane. The record is from RefSeq and is a predicted model, not a curated record. Bases 1 to 1005 code for a protein of 334 amino acids.
AUGCCGCUCUUGAGGGAGCCCCAUCCCCCACCUCGGGCCCCACCUCCCUGGAUCCUCCCCAGCCUGUUUGCUGCCUUCAAUGUUGUGCUGCUGCUGGUUUUCAGCGCCCUCUUCUUUGCAUUCCCUUGCAGGUGGCUGGCCCAGAAUGGAGAGUGGGUCUUUCCUAUUGUCACGGGUCCCUUCUUUGUCUUCGCCUUCUUCAGUCUUGUUUCACUCAACUUCUCAGACCCUGGCAUCUUGCAUCAAGGCUCCAACGAACAGGGUCCCAUGACGGUACACGUGGUAUGGGUGAACCACAGGGCCUUCCGCCUGCAGUGGUGCCAGAAGUGCUGUUUCCACCGCCCACCCCGGACCUACCACUGCCCCUUGUGCAACAUCUGUGUGGAGGAUUUUGACCAUCACUGCAAGUGGGUCAAUAACUGCAUCGGUCACCGCAACUUCCGCUUGUUUAUGCUGCUCGUCCUGUCCCUAUGCCUCCACUUGGGCGCCAUGCUGGUCACCUGCCUGAUCUUCUUGCUGCGCACGACUCAACAGCACCUUUACAUAGACAAGGUCGUCGCCAUCGUGGUCGCUGUAGUCGCGGCGGGCUUCCUGGUGCCGCUCUCCCUGCUGCUGCUGAUCCAGGCCUUGUCAGUGAGCGCGGCCGAGCGCUCCUACGAGGGCAAGUGCCAAUACCUGCAGGAAUACAACCCCUUUGACCAUGGCUGUGUCAGCAACUGGUAUUUAACAAUUUGUGCACCACUGGGACCCAAGUACAUGGCCAAUGCCAUCUGGCUGCAGAGAGUGGUGGAGCCGGACUGGGUGCCCGUGCAGAACCUACAUUUCCCAACGUGCCCCUCUGCGCUCAGUCACCCAGUUUUCCCUGGGCCUGGGUCUGGUCGCCAGCCCCAACCUCUGGCUCUCCGCAAAUCAGUAAAGGCUCCCCCAGGGAGUGGUGAGGCUGAAGCUGUCCUGGAGCUCCACACAGGCCUAGUGCUGCCUCUGCCUCGGGAGGCCCCCAGAUGA